CGUCAAAAUAGUUGUGAUUUAUAGUUUGUGCUUGGUUUUGUGCAUUUUUCUUGCUCUGUGAAUGCCUAAUUUAGUUGCAAUUCGACGAAGAUGGAAGUAUCUUUACAGCAAAUGUGUAGAACUUGUCUGGGUUCUGGAGUAGCAUUGAUUUCUCUACAUGCAAACCCGGCAGUAUCACAAGUUUGUACUGUUGGCGAGAUGUUGGGGAAUUUCACUACCGUCAAGGUCUCUGAAGAUGAUGGGCUACCAAACAAAGUUUGUUUGGCUUGUGUUAGCGAGAUCAAGCGCUCUUACUUCUUCAAAAUCAAAUGUGAAAGUUCGCAGGAUACGUUACAGCAAUAUUUGAAAGAAGUGUCGAUCGAGGAAAGCGUAAAACAAUCCCCAACUUCACCCUCACCUACACGAUCACACACUGUAGUGGAAACGUACACGAUCGCCAAAGAAGAAGGCACUGAACAUAGUUCUGAAGCCGAAGAAGAUUUAGUUUCAAAGAAAGAAGAAACUGAAAUCAUUACAAAUAACGAAUGUGAAGAUGUUGAAAUGCUGCAAGUGCAACAAGUCGAGGAGACCGAGGAGUUGGUUGAAGUUCACGAGAUUCAAGCCGAAAGCUAUGAUAUGAAUGACGAGAGUACAAUGUAUGAAAUAAACGAAUUUCUAGAGAAUAGUAGUGACGGGGAAAUCCAACAAGAUGCUAGAGUAGUUAUAAUAGUAUGUGAGACAUGUUGCCACACAUUCGAGAAUAAAGAGGACUUUGAAGCACAUGCGGCCACUUGCAAAAAGGAACCAGUCAGUACGGGCAAGAGAAAAUCCAAGGCGGCGUCACGUUCACCAAAGAAAUGUCCAGAGUGCCCCAUGGAUUUUGUACACCAGAAAAACCUCGAUAAACAUAUAAGGAAAUGCCAUCGGCGCAACAGUGCAUCGCAGGAUGAGGAAAGAAAUGAGGGCGAAACUGAAGAUAAGACAAACAACGAAGAUGAUGAAGACGACGAUGAAGAUGCCACUCAGCCUUUGUUGGAAACUCUCCCCGAAGAUGCUCUUUUAAAACAUGAUCCAACUUCGCUUCCGACGGGCGAAUUCACAUGUCCACGAUGCGGUGCGGGUUUUGUCAAUAGGAAAUCAUUCCAGUGUCAUAUGAAGAUCAAUAAAUGCACGGAAAAGCAAUUUAUUUGUAAGUUCUGCGAAAAGGUGUUCAUUAAUGAUAAAAGCUUGAUUGAACACAUAAAAACGCAUGCGAAGGCGUUCAAGUGUAGCAAAUGUACAAAAUCGUUCUCGAAAGCGGAAAAACUUCAAGCGCAUACUGAGAAGGCUCACAGCGGGGCGGUAAAGAAUCAAUGCAAAUUCUGUGGGAAGUGUUUCACAAUGUAUUCCACGCUGAAGGAUCAUAUGCGGACACACAGUGGAGAAAAGCCGUUCCUUUGUUCGAUUUGCGGGAAAGGAUUCAGUCAGAACACAAAUCUCAAGCAACACAUCAUGCGACAUAAAAAUCUUAAGCCGUUCGCUUGCAAGGAUUGCGAUCUAUCGUUCGUCAGUAAAGGCGAACUGAAUGCCCACGUUCGCAAACAUACCGGCGACCAUCCUUUCAACUGCGACAUGUGCAGUUCAUCGUUCACCACUUCUAGUUCAUUAGUUAAGCAUAAACGAAUUCAUACCGGCGAACGUCCGUAUGCGUGUGAUCUCUGUCCGAUGCGCUUUGCCGCUCUUGGUACUUUGCGAAACCAUCGUCGUACACACACCGGCGAGAAACCAUUCAAAUGUGAUCAUUGCUCGCGAUCAUUUGCACAAAAGAGUGAUUGUGUUACGCAUAUGCGUAGCCACACAGGUGAACGUCCUUAUACAUGUUCAGUAUGCGGUUGGGGCUUCCCACAGUCGGGGACAUUGAAAACACACAUGAAGACCCAUGAACGUGAAAGAGAACGAGAACGGGCGCAAUCGGAGGGGGACAGUAUGCUGGUGGAAAUGGUUGCCGUAGAUGAUUUAAUUUAAUUCUAAGAAAUGUGUGUAUAGUUCAAUAUUUAGAUUUUCGAUUAGGUUUAAGGUUGUUUAUACUUAUUCAUAGAAAUAUUAAAUUUAGAG
Hermetia illucens (black soldier fly) is the source of this 2073-nucleotide messenger RNA. RefSeq names its product gastrula zinc finger protein XlCGF26.1. The record is from RefSeq and is a predicted model, not a curated record. The transcript has 4 exons. Gene Ontology annotation, cellular component: nucleus. Gene Ontology annotation, molecular function: RNA polymerase II cis-regulatory region sequence-specific DNA binding; DNA-binding transcription factor activity; zinc ion binding. Gene Ontology annotation, biological process: regulation of transcription by RNA polymerase II. NCBI's taxonomy places the organism in Eukaryota, Metazoa, Arthropoda, Insecta, Diptera, Stratiomyidae. The coding region runs from base 91 to 1983 and encodes 630 amino acids.